AUGUCAACGGAAGAAGACACCACUUUGGUGGAAGACGAGUCAAUGGAGGAAGGCUCCGUAACUCAAGAAGCAACGGAAGAGACUGAAGAAGAUGAGGAGCAAGAUCAAGGAGAAGAAGAGCCCGGACCAUCUGAUCGACGAAGAUCAUCGAGAAAGAAGGGUGGAAAGGCAAAGAAAGGAUCGAAGAAGGCUAAAGCUGACAUUCCGGAUCCAUACAGUGCUACCAGCGAAGAAGUCUUCGGAGCUCUUGGAAUGACUGAUGUCCAAUUUGAUUAUGACCUUGAGGAAUUCCAAGGAAUAACAAAUCUGAAGACGUUCUCUUCGAUUAUUAAACCUCAAAUUAUGGAAGCGAAUCCUGGCGCGAUCGUAUCCAAGAUGUAUCCUAUGUUCCAAGUGAAGUACAAAGAGUACCAGGAUCAUAUGGCUGCUCAAGGAAAGCCGGUUCAGAAGCAACCUAGAGGAACUAAGACUCCAACUGUUGCAACACCAGUCGCUCCACCAAAAGUCAUUCCAACAAAGACUCGUUCUGCUCGGAAGAAGCAACGUCGUGAUUCUGAAGGACCGGACAGUGACCAGGAGUUCGAGAACUUCAUCAAGCAACAAGAGCAGCUUGAGGACGAUAAGGUCAAAGAGAAAGAAGACGCUAAAAUCAAAAGAGCUGCUGCAAAGAUGGAGAAAAAGAAGGAGGCAUUGGAAGCGGCACGAGCUGCUAAGAAAGCUAGGCUGGAACAAGGAGAAGAAGUCGAGAACAACGAUUUCUGUGAGGAGUGCAAACAAGGAGGAGAGCUUCUUCUCUGUGACACCUGCCCGCGAGCUUAUCACACGCCGUGUAUCGAUUCUUCUAUGGAAGAUCCACCAGAGGGAGAUUGGAGUUGUCCACAUUGCAUAGAGCAUGGUCCCGAAAUUGUCAAGGAGGAGCCUCAGAAGGUCAACGAUGAUUUUUGCAAGAUCUGCAAAGAGACCGAGAACCUUUUGCUCUGUGAUACUUGUGUCUGCGCAUUCCACGCAUAUUGUAUGGAUCCACCACUCACGCAAGUUCCACAAGAAGAGACAUGGAAUUGUCCACGCUGCGAGUUGGUCAAACCCGAACAGAAAGCCGAGAAGAUUCUCUGCUGGCGCUGGAAAGAGAUACCGUAUCCAGACCCUCUUCCGGAAGGUACCGAGCCAACUGAGGAUGAUUUGUUGUUGAAACCUCCACGUAAGAUGGCUCCGAGACGUGAGCGCGAGUUCUUCAUCAAGUGGAAGUAUCUGUCUUACUGGCAGUGCGCCUGGGUGUCGGAGAUGAUGAUGGAGGUUCACUUCCGUAUGCUCCACAUCAUGUAUUGGCGCAAGAACGACUCGGAGAUCCCACCAGAUUUCGAGGAAUCAGUUACCUCUCGUCAUCAUUCGGACAACGAUCCAUUCAAACUCCGCGAGAGAUUCUACCAGUAUGGAGUGAAGCCAGAGUGGAUGCAAAUCCACCGUAUUAUCAACCAUCAGUCGUAUGCUAAGUCUCAACAAGAUUAUCUUGUCAAGUGGAAGGAGUUGUCAUACGAUCAAGCUACAUGGGAGAGAGAUGAUGCUAAUAUAGCAAAUUAUGAAGAAGCUAUCAUCAGAUACUGGCAACAUAGAGAGAGAAUGUUGAACGACGAUGUUCCAAAGAAUGUGCAAAAGAUGAUCGCUAAACAACGUGAGGCUAAAGGACUUCCACCGAAAGAGGAAGAGUCGAGAAGACCAAAGAAGCGCGAAAAGGUUGACAUACGUAAAAAGUAUGAUGUUCAGCCAGAUUAUGUUUCGGAAACCGGAGGAAAUCUUCAUCCUUAUCAGCUUGAAGGAAUAAACUGGCUUCGCCAUUGCUGGUCCAAUGGUACUGAUGCUAUUCUUGCCGACGAAAUGGGUCUCGGAAAGACUGUUCAAUCACUCACGUUCUUGUAUACUCUCAUGAAAGAAGGACAUUGCAAAGGACCGUUCCUCAUCGCUGCUCCAUUGUCAACUAUCAUCAAUUGGGAACGUGAAGCUGAGCUCUGGUGCCCAGAUUUCUACGUAGUCACCUAUGUUGGAGACAGAGAUUCUCGUGUCGUUCUUCGUGAGCAUGAAUUCUCAUUUGUUGAAGGAGCCGUUAGAACUGGACCGAAAGCCGGAAAAAUGAAGACUACUGAAAACAUGAAGUUCCACGUGUUGCUUACUUCCUAUGAAACUAUCAACAUGGACAAGACAAUUCUUUCAUCCAUUGAAUGGGGAGCAUUGGUUGUCGACGAGGCUCAUCGAUUGAAAAAUAAUCAAUCGCUCUUCUUCAAAAAUCUCAACGAAUACACCAUCCACUACCGUGUUCUUCUCACUGGUACUCCACUUCAAAACAAUUUGGAAGAACUUUUCCAUCUUCUCAAUUUCUUGUCAAAGGAACGUUUCAACCAACUCGAAGCUUUCACCGCUGAGUUUUCGGAAAUUUCCAAAGAAGAUCAAAUCGAGAAGCUCCACAAUCUUCUUGGACCACACAUGCUUCGUCGUCUUAAAGCUGAUGUGCUGACUGGAAUGCCAUCGAAGUCCGAAUUGAUUGUUCGUGUCGAAUUGAGUCCAAUGCAGAAGAAAUGGUACAAAAACAUUCUGACUCGCAACUUCGAUGCUUUGAAUGUGAAGAAUGGAGGAACACAGAUGUCUCUGAUGAAUGUUCUCAUGGAGUUGAAGAAGUGUUGUAACCAUCCAUAUCUCUUCGUGAAAGCUUCUCUCGAAGCACCUAAAGAGAAAAAUGGAAUGUACGAAGGAACUGCUCUCAUUAAGAACUCUGGAAAGUUCGCACUACUUCAAAAAAUGUUGAGAAAACUGAAGGAUGGAGGUCACAGAGUCCUUAUAUUCUCCCAGAUGACUAUGAUGCUUGACAUAAUGGAAGAUUUCUGUGAUGUCGAAGGUUACAAGUAUGAAAGAAUCGACGGAAGCAUUACCGGACAAAUGAGACAAGACGCCAUCGAUCGUUACAACGCUCCAGGUGCUCAACAGUUCAUCUUCUUGCUUUCCACUCGUGCUGGAGGUCUCGGUAUCAAUUUGGCUACCGCCGACACUGUCAUUAUAUACGAUUCUGAUUGGAAUCCUCACAACGACAUUCAAGCAUUCUCUCGUGCCCAUCGUCUCGGACAGAAACACAAAGUUAUGAUUUACCGUUUCGUAACGAAAGGAUCUGUCGAAGAAAGAAUCACCUCUGUCGCCAAAAAGAAGAUGUUAUUGAAUCACUUGGUUGUACGUGCCGGUUUGGGAGGAAAAGAAGGAAAGAGUAUGAGUAAGAGUGAACUGGAUGAUGUGCUUCGUUGGGGAACUGAAGAGUUGUUCAAGGAGGAUGAAUGUGUCGCUGACACUGCCGAAGGAGAAGGUGCAGAGAAGAAGAGUACCGCCCAGGAGAUCGUCUGGGAUGAUGCUGCUGUUGACUUCCUUUUGGAUCGAGAUAAGAAAGAGGAAGCUGCUGCUCCAGAAGAAGGUGAAGGAAAGGCUGACUGGCAAAACGAGUAUCUUAGCUCUUUCAAAGUGGCCAGUUAUCAGACGAAGGAAGCUGAAGGUCAAGAAGAAGAUGAGGAGGAAGAGGUCGAAGUCCUCAAAGAAGGAGAUGAGAAGGAGCCGGAUCCGGAUUAUUGGGAGAAACUUCUCAAGCAUCACUACGAGCAGGAUAAGGAGAUUGAGUCUCAAAAGCUCGGAAAAGGAAAACGUGUUCGCAAGCAAAUCAACUAUGCUAGUGAGAACAUGGGAACAGAUUGGAGCAAGCAGAAUCAAGCUCAAGAAGAUGAUGACGAUAACGAAUCCUACCAUGGUUCCGACAAUGGCGAGGGCCUGAACUCCGAUGACGAUGACUACGAUGAGAGAAGAAAACGUCGUCGUGACGAGAACUCCGAGAAGAUGCCACCACUCAUGGCUAAAGUCAACGGCCAAGUUGAGAUUCUGGGAUUCAAUCCACGUCAAAGAAAGGCGUUCUACGGAGGAGUAAUGCGUUGGGGAAUGCCACCACAAGAUUCACAUCAGUCUCAAUGGUUCGUCCGCGAUUUGAGAAACAAAUCGGAGAAGGUCUUCCGUGCCUACGCUUCUCUCUUCAUGCGUCAUUUGUGUGAACCGGGAGCCGAUGGACACGACACUUUCAAUGAUGGAGUUCCACGAGAGGGUCUCAACCGUCAACAUGUCCUCGGUCGUAUUGGAUUGUUGAGCUUAGUUCGUCGUAAGGUUCAAGAAUUCGAGCCAUACAAUGGAGAGUGGUCGAUGCCAGAGGUUCAAGACGAGAUAAUUGCUAGAGCUGCUAAUGGAUCCGUUGAAGGAUCAUCCAGAAACUCUCCAAGGCCAAAAGAGGUAAAAGAUGAACAGAAAGAGCAAGAAGUUAAGGAUGAACCAAUGGAGACGAGUGAAGAACCAUCCACAUCUGCUGAAACCCCUGCUGCAGCUAACGAAGCUUCUGAGACCACUGAGACUACUGAAGCUACUGAGGCUACUGAGGGAUCUACUGCCGCCCCUACCGAUGAGCCGAUGGAGACCGAAGAAGCCAGUCAGGAAGUCAAGGUGGAGACAAAACCAAGAGCAGCUCGUCCACCGUUCAAAUUCAAUAUUUGCGAUGGAGGAUUCACAGAACUUCAUUCAUUGUGGACAAACGAGGAGAAGGUUGCUCGAAACGGAAAAGAAUACGAAAUCUGGUAUCGACGACACGAUUACUGGCUGUUAGCUGGAGUUGUCGUUCACGGCUACGGAAGAUUCCAGGCUAACUUCAACGAAAUUAUCAACGAUCCACGCUUCGCUAUUCUCAACGAGCCAUUCAAGGAGGCUGGAGCAGAUCCAGCGGUUUCUGACAUCAAAUCGAAGUUCAUGCAGCGGCGUUUCAAACUUCUGGAGCAGGGAUUGGUUAUUGAAGAGCAACUUCGCCGUGCUGCUCACGCUAACCGCCAUCUGACACCAGACAAUGUUGGCCCACUCGCUCAACGCUUUGCCGAUUUGGAGAACAUUGCCGAAUCUCAAGCGAACAUUGCUAAAGAAAGUGCAGCUGGAAAUCGCAAUGCCAAUGCAGUCCUUCACAAAUGCUUAGUUCAACUCGAUGAAAUCCUUUCGGAUAUGAAGGCUGACGUUUCUCGCCUUCCAGCUACAUUCACUCAAUUGUCAUCGGUUACUGAGAGACUCAAUAUGACCGAAAGACAAAUUCUCUCUCGCUUGACAACAAAGGACGAAGAUGCUAAAGCCGGUCGCACUCCUCUCCCACCACCAGGACCAUUCGUUACUCCAGUUCUUCGCCAACAAAUGGACGGAAUACAACCUAAGUUUGCUGCACUUUUCAGUCAGUUUAUGAGUCCAAACGGAGAAAGAAUGGAAGAAGAUGAGCCAGUUGAGGCCGAGGAGGAAGUUGUUGAUGUCAAGGAAGAGGAAGCCGGAGAAGAACAAGCAGAAGCUGGAGAGGAAACUCCGGAAGUUGCCGAAACAGCCGAGACUGCUGAGAUUGCCGAGACUGCUGAGACUGCCGAAGCUCGUGAAACUGAUGGAUCUCCACCGGUUUUGAGUGCAGAAGAUGAUACGGAGGGCAGAAAUGAUGAUGUUGCCGGACCAUCUGAUGCGGGAGAAACUCCAGUCGUCGAGGAAAAAGCCGACGCCGAGCCUGAGCCAGAGCCAAUGGAGACUUGA
This is a messenger RNA of Caenorhabditis remanei, 5610 nucleotides long. RefSeq lists its product as uncharacterized. Gene Ontology annotation, molecular function: DNA binding; ATP hydrolysis activity; chromatin binding. Gene Ontology annotation, biological process: chromatin remodeling; negative regulation of transcription by RNA polymerase II. Gene Ontology annotation, cellular component: nucleus; chromatin. The transcript has 7 exons. The coding region runs from base 1 to 5610 and encodes 1869 amino acids. The record is from RefSeq and is a predicted model, not a curated record. Lineage: Eukaryota; Metazoa; Nematoda; Chromadorea; Rhabditida; Rhabditidae.